Pectinophora gossypiella (pink bollworm) is the source of this 9855-nucleotide messenger RNA. RefSeq names its product epidermal growth factor receptor substrate 15-like 1 (gene Eps-15). Gene Ontology annotation, molecular function: calcium ion binding; cadherin binding. NCBI's taxonomy places the organism in Eukaryota, Metazoa, Arthropoda, Insecta, Lepidoptera, Gelechiidae. The transcript is spliced from 17 exons. Bases 66 to 3131 code for a protein of 1021 amino acids. The record is from RefSeq and is a predicted model, not a curated record. Gene Ontology annotation, biological process: endocytosis; endosomal transport. Gene Ontology annotation, cellular component: cytoplasm; plasma membrane; clathrin coat of coated pit.
AUAUUAUGUCAAAGUUUCUUUCCUCUAUGGUCUCUAUUGAUUGGUCGGACGAGGAGAUGUAAAAAAUGGCUGCCUUGCCGUCUCCGACUCAGGUGGCAGGGAUCCACAGUGCUGUGUACGAGGCGUAUUAUCACCAAGUGGACCCAAAUGGCUCAGGUGUGAUCCAAGCGUUGGACGCUGCACGCUUCCUGAAGAAGUCUCGGCUUAGCGAUGUGGUGCUCAGCAAGAUAUGGGACCUCUCCGACCCCAAUGGCAAGGGGUACCUAGACAAGCCGGGACUAUUCGUGGCGUUGAAGCUGGUGGCGCUUGCGCAGGCGGGCAAGGACAUCAACAUGAGCAACAUACACUGCGAGACUCCGCCGCCCAAGGUGGGCGACCUCCCGAAGCUGCCUCCCACCGCUGCGCCGGCGCGGCCCGCAGCGCCCGCGGCGCACGCGCCCGCCACGGACUGGAGCAUCAAGCCGGCAGAGAGAGACAAGUAUAGCCAGCUGUUCGACUCGCUGCAGCCCAACAACGGCCUCAUUGCUGGGAACAAGGUGAAAGGCGUGCUGAUGGAGUCCAAGUUGCCGCUGGAAACGCUCGGCCGGAUCUGGGACCUGGCGGACCAGGACAAGGAUGGCAUGCUCGACCGACACGAGUUUAUUGUCGCCAUGCACCUGGUAUACAAGGCGCUGGAGAAGCACGCGGUGCCGACCACGCUGCCGCCCGAGCUGCGCGCGCGGCCGGCGCGGCCCCCCUCGCGGCCCCCGUCGAGACCCCCCUCCAGGCCCCCCAGUCGGCCCCCAAGCCCGGGCGCUAGGCCCCCGCCACCACGCCCUCAACCGCCGCCGCAGUCUAAUGCCUCGUUGCUUGAAGGACUGCUCGACCUUUCUAGUCCCACACAGUCAACCCCCACCCCGCUCAUGUCAACCGCCCCGUUGGUCCCACCGCCGGGGUCCCUCAUAGCCCCUACGACAGGGCCCACCUGGGUGGUGACCCCAGCAGAGCAAGCGCAAUUCGACGCACAGUUCACGCGCGCUGAUCAAGACAGAGAUGGGUUCGUGUCCGGCGCAGAGAUCAAGAAUACCUUCCUCGAGACCGGAUUGCCUCAGGCUACUCUUGCACAUAUAUGGGCACUGUGCGACAUGGAGAGCCUGGGCAAGCUGUCCCGCGAGCAGUUCGCGUUGGCCAUGUGGCUGGUGCAGCGCGCGCUGCGCGGGACGGCGCCGCCCGCCGCGCUGGCGCCCGACAUGCUGCCGCCAUCCGCGCGCCCCAACGCGCCGCCGCCGCUCCAGCAAUCAGUUCCAGAGGCGUUGCGGCUGGGCCCGCAGCCGACGCCAGAGAUGGAGGCCAUCGCCCGCGAGGUGGAGGCGCUGGCCCGGGAGAGGCUGGCGCUGGAGGCCGAGCUGGCCACCAAGCAACGCGAGCUCACCGGCAAGACGGGCGAGGCGGACAGCCUGCAGAGUGAACUGGACACACUCACGGCAACACUAAAGCAGUUAGAAAACCAAAAAGGUGAAGCACAAAAGAGGUUAAAUGACCUUAAAACACAAGUAGAAAAGCUCCGGUCUCAAGUGUCGGCGCAGGAGGCGGCGGCGGCCGAGACGGAGGCCGAGGUGGCGGCGCGGAGGGCGGCGGCGCACACGCUCAAGGAGAAGGAGCGCGCGCUGCUGGACGAGCUGCGCGGCGCAGAGGGCGAGGCCGACACGCUCACGGCGCAGCUGCGCCGGACCGUGCUCGCCGUCAGCCAGGCGAACAUAAAGAUCACGGAGCUGGAGGAGCAGCUGGGCGCCAUGGAGGCGGCGUGCUCGGCGCUGGAGGCGGCGGGCCCGGGCGCGGCGCCGCACGCCGUGCUGAGCCUGCAGCCGCGGUUCAGCGACCAGCACCUGGAGCAGCUGGUGCGGGGGCAGACGCCCAACGACGCCCUCGAGGAGUCGUCGUUCUCUCAGAGCAACGAGUUCGGCACGACCAACGGGUUCGCGGCCGACCCCUUCAAGGAUAGUAGCGCCUUCCCUGCCAACGACCCCUUCGCGCCCUCCUCUGGCGCGCCAGUGCAGGAUGGUUUCGGUUCGGAUCCGUUCGCGAAUACGGCGGACCCGUUCGCGGGCGACGCUUUCACGCCCGCAGACAAUAAGCCUAAGCAGAACGAUAGCGCGUGGGAGAACGACCCCUUCGCGGUGUUACACGCGCCGACGCGCAGCAGCGCGGGCGCGGGGGCGGGCGCGGGCGCUGGGGCGGCUGCGCCGGGUCUGCCGCCCAAGGCGCACAAGACGCCGCCGCCGCGGCCCGCGCCGCCGCGCCCCAACCCGCCGCACAAGACGCGCGCCAUGGACUUCACCGAGGAUCCGUUCAAAGACUACCGCUACGAGGACCCGUUUAACAUCGAGGACCCGUUCUCGGACGCGCCCGCCGCGCGGCGCGCCGACCCGUUCGCGCGGCCCACCUCCGCCGCCGCCUUCCUGCCCGGGGACCCGUUCCCGCCCGCCGGGGUCAACGGGCUCGCGCCGCCCGACAAGCGCAGCGGCCGCGUGUCGGCGCCGCCCGUGCCCUACGACCCCUUCGCCUCGCGCGACCACUUCAAGCCCUCCGCCCCCGCCAAGCCUCCUCCGCCGACCAACAACAACGACUCGUGGGCGGCCUGGCCCAACGACAACUGGGUGGCCGACGACGCCUGGGCCGGGCCCAACACUACCGCCCGGACCGAUGAGACCGACGCGUGGGCCUCCACCGCCACCAACACCAACACGAACACCAGCAAGUCCACCGGCAGCGACUGGAAGACCGACAACUGGGCCAACAAGACGGACAACUGGGCCACGGACUGGGGUGGCGACCAGAACAAGAACCUCAAUGAAACCUGGCCGUCCAACACGUUACCCAGUAAGAAGGAGAAGUCGCCGAAGCCGGUGAAAUACGCGAAGUCGCUCGUGCACACGAUAGGCGGCAUCGGCCGGACGAGGGACAAGAAAGACAAGAAGUCUAAGGGGGCCGCGUUGGAGGCGCGCAGCGUGGAGGUGCUGCCCACGGAGGAGCAGCAGUGGGCGUGGGCGGCGGCCGAGUCGCGGCGGCUGGAGGCCGAGGCAGAGGCGCGCCGCCGCCAGGAGGACGCCGAGCUGCAGCUGGCGCUGGCCAUCUCCCGCCAGGAGAAGUGACCCGCGGUGAACCAACGACGGUUCCGUAAGUAGACAUGUCGAAACUCCGCCCGAGGUUUUGUUGCAUUUGAAAGAAUUCGUCCAAUUUAUUUAAGUCCCAGUUGAAUAUCGAAGUACCAUUUCGCAAUUGGCCCCGUUAGAUUAUCACGUUACCCAGGAUAAAGGAUAUAAGCACCUGAAUUCAUGUUUAAUAUUGAAGAUCCCUGUGUGGAUUUUGAUUUCGAAUAAACUAGGAUUAUUGUGGAAAUUGUCACUAGUCAAUUGGAGAGGUCUCGGCGUCCGGCGCCGGGCGGCUGCGGGUCGCGGGGGGGUAAACACGGUGCAUUUGUACUUUUGAAACUAACCAGCUCGUACUGAACGCAUACCUUCAAAGCAAAGGUACCGAGUACCGUGACCACGGGGACUAUAUAAAUUUAAAAUUAGCUUAGGUUUUAUUUAGUACAAAUAUAUCAUGUUUAUUACUAUUCCCGUCUCGAGGUAAAUUGUAUCGAUAGCUGUAAAACUUGUAAUAUAAUGGUUGUUGUCUUGUCUGCAUCCGAGGCCUAACGCUUCUACAGAUACGAGUAUAUGUAUAGUAGUAGCCGUAACUUUAUUUCACGAUAUAUUGAUAUAAUUCUUCGACAGUCGGAAAGAGACGCCGACUCACGCGUCCUUUUCUAAUGCUCAGAUUUUUUUAUCGGACAAACAGUCCUAAUGAUUUGUAAUAUAAUUUAUAAUGUAACUGUAAAUUAUUAUUUUAUUCAGUUAAUAUAAUUUUGCUGUAAAAUAAUGGAUAUUAUUACUGAAACGGCAUCACAGCAGUGAAUAUGAUUUAGUUUUUUACUAUUAGUUUUAUAUGAUUGUAUAUUUCAUGUUUAGGUAGACCGUUACACGAGUUAUUUUGAUGUCUUGAUUGGCAAUAUUUAGUUUGAAGAAAUUGUUAAAAGUGUGAUUGUAAUUUAUGCGAUUGGAAUUGAUGAUAACCCAAUUCAAAUUUGAUGAUUGGUUGUUGGAUUGAUGGUUGUUGAGGUUGGUCAUCCACUUCACAACCCAUACGAUAGAAGAAGAAUCGAUGAAUAGGAUAUGAAAUCCACGGAUAGUGGUCAUUACAUGUGCUGUUAGCGACAGUGGAAUAUAUCAAUAGUUUGCUAGUUCUGCCACCGCGGCACGGUACCGCUAUCGACGUUGAAGCGAAAAAUAUUACGGAAUUUGACCAAUAGACGCAGCCUAUGGGAGUUUCCUCAUGGCGAGAACGGAUGUCGUAUUAAUGUACGAUUGUAGUCGUCUCACUAUGUUUUGAACUUCGUGAAAGUUUCAUAGGCAUGUUUUGACAAUUUGCUGAAAGUACAUCGAGGGCACACCUCGGAUAUUUCACACAAUCAUAAAUUGCAUAAGAGCGAGUGAGACAGGCAGUCCACGCUCUCGCCCUUACUCCUUACUCCUUAGCGUCUUUCAGCCAGAAAUCGCACGAAUUGCAUCGCGUCAUUAGGAACCUCGCCAUGCUGUCUAUGAGUAUAAACAUAUCGGCAAUGGUGGCAUUAGAAUUACAUUUUAUCAUGUGCGUGUUUCAUAUCCUAUUGAUUCUAUGAUGAAACAUUGAGUGGUUCUUGUCAUGCAGUUUCCUUAAUAAAUAUUGCCAAUGUAAUAAAUGUUUGGUUAUAACAUUGAUACACGUACCAUCGAUAGUUGUACGUUGUUCACCGGUUGUAUAUUAAUACAUAAGCUGUGCUGAUUCCAUUCGAUGGCGGUCGAAGUACAAUCGUUGUGCAUUUCUGUAUGUUUGUUUGUUAUUUCGUUGUAACUAUGUUGUAUGCGAACCCUACACGUGGUACGGUCGGCAGAGAAACAGCUUGUCUCGUUGACAGAUAUGCGGCACGAAUGACUAAUCCUUUAAAGUCGGGGAACUGAAAUAGACAUGGAAGCAUUCUUGUGGCUUAAAAAUGACGCAACGAAAGUCGUACCGCGGGGGGCGGAGAUUCAAAAUCAUACCGUUAUACCUGGCCUUUAUUGAUGUGGUCAUCACUAAUUUAAGAGCCACGAUCUUGUCGGUGUAGCAUUCUCCAUGCUACUUUUUUAGAAAUAGGACAGCGGUUUCCCUUUUGCCUUCCGCCCCGCAGUACUCUGUCUGACGCGAGUGGGAUGGCGCCCAGAGUAGUCUAUUUCAAAGCUGUACCAGGACUCCUGUCCUCCGGCUCUGAAUAGCUGCUGCCAUUGCGUAUAAAGGCAUAAAUCGGCGCGCGCCUUUUAUCACUUACAGGUAUGUCAACUUACGAAACAGCGCGGCUAAGCACUGACAAAUAGCGACAUAAAAUUAAUAACAGUGACGUGGUUCUUUUUUCAAUUUUAAUUAUUUUGCUACUGUGAGUGUGUUUUGUAUCGUCUGACUUUUGGCGUCAAUAAAAUCAAAUGCAGCGAGUAUGAAGAGACUGCCUCCAUGUUUAUCUCCGUUCGCCGUUUAAAGCAAGUAGAGAAAUUGUCGCAACAUACUCAUUCCCAAAGAUAGAUCAACCACCGAAUGCUCAAACGGAAAUUAUUUGAACUGAUAACAGUAUUGGUUUACGGGUCUGAAUAGUACGGUUAAAGUAGGUGUUUAGCCGUUCAAUAGUCGGAUGCUUGUGUCUGCGGCACGACAUGUCUCCUAUAGUGCCUUCCCUCGCUAUGUCUGUGUCUUGUCUGCAUCUAGCGCGACGGCGAGUGACGUUGAUCUAUCCAACGCACAUAACGUAAGAAUAAUAUAAGACGCCGUUCACAUAUCCGUGCAAAGCAAAAAUCAUUUAUAAACUGGAAAAAUGGUGCUAAUUUCUGUAAACUUGUACCUGUCAUUUUCUAUAAUCAACAGGCUUAAAUAUUUAUGAAACACCACUCAACGCUCUUAAAAAUUUACAUGGCCAAUAAUCCAACAGAAAUAACUUGAAUUAACGUCAAACAGGUUGCUAUUUCAUUCACUCAGGUCAUUAAUUCAUUCAUUUGAAAAUUAACAGCUGUCAGCCAUCCGUCCCAUUCCUUUUCGGCGAAUAAGAAAAUGACAGGUGUAGCUUAAAAUAAAAUUACACGGUGUUUACAGGAAUUAGCACUAUUAUUCUAUCAAAAUGGUAGAUUUUAGGAAGUUAGCACCGUAGACUGGCACCUGGCCACGCUAGCUUACGUGCGCACGGCCCAACGCGCCGCCUCCGGUACAAUAACUAUGUUAGUGCGUGCUUGCUGAGGCAUCGGCUGCUUAAUAGGAACAUUUUGGUAGUUAUGGCAACGUUGGCUAAUAGAUAACAUGGCGGGAACGAAAUGUCUCAGCAAGCAAUCCCUAGAUAUAUGUAAGAAUGUAAUUUGUAAACUAAACGUAUAAUAAUAUUAAAAUACCAGUGUGUUUAUGGGUAUUAUCCUAAAGUUGUUAUCUCUUUCUUAGGCGCUGUUGUUUGAGGCUCGGCGGGGCGCGCGGGCGCUCCUCUAUUCGUAGUUCCCAUUUGGAACUCUCUUGAUACGUGGAUAUAAUAUUUUCUUUAAUAGGUAUACAUAUUCGAAUUUACGUUAUUAAAUGUUAUAUUCUAGAUGUAAAUCGACCUGUUAUUUUUUAAAACUUUAUUGUGUUGUUGAAAAUUGUAGAAAUAUCUAUAUUUUCCAGUCAAUUCGUAUGUCUAUGCGCUUGAGAUGUGGUGUGGUGUGCGGUCGCACGGCACCUUAUAUUUUGUGUAGGAUUUAUAAUUAUAGUAGUGCUCCGCGCGCGCCGCCGACCCGUGUCUGUUAUCGAGUAUACAAUAAAUAUGUAUGUACCUUUCAAUGAUAGCGGAAUAAAUAAACUUUAACUCUUGACGUUGACGUGUAUAUGUGUAUUUAAAGCUAAACAUUAAUAACGGAUUGAUUAAAGAUACAGGUUAUUGUAAGCUUAAGUCGGUAGUGACGGUGCGCGGUACUAUCUGACCACUGGGGAUCACUUGGAGCGCUCGCAGCUUACCAAACUGAUGGUGUCUCCUUCACGCGGCUUGUCGACCAGGUGGCUAUGAGCGAGACAGCAUGAAUUUGCUUAUUGGCUCCAGAUCUGGCUUUAAAUUUAGAUUCAUUCAGUAUUAUUAGGACCGCGCGCCUUAGCUUUUGUAGAGUAACGAUUAAUGAAAUAUCAUAAAUUUAUCAUAUUUGGAGAUUUGCGAAUGUCACUGUGUGGUUUCAGAGACCAGUAAUGGUUAGGGAAUUCAGAUCGACCAAUGGAAUGUAUGCAGCGUGUGUAGGUGUUCAAAAAAGUAACAGUCAGUGGUUACUUUGGGGUUGAAAUGUUAUGCUAGGUCCCUGCGAGUUCUUGGUCGAAUCUCGAAUUGUUAACGGAUUGCAAAAUUGAAGUUUGACUUAGAGGUAGGAUAGAAUGGAAGGUUAUGGUUAUGUAGCAGUCCCCGAACUCACGCGAAUGUAUGUAGUCAUUAUAAACACUACCAGUCGAGUCAGAUUCCCGUCGUUGUUGUAACUUUAAAUAACAGUUGGUCAUUAAAUUUGGCGGAAUAGUCCAACUAAAGUUCUUUGGUGGCCGAAUUAGCCUAUUAGGAUUUUGACAAAUUGCUCACAAUAUUACUAUUGCAUAGGGUUACUAAGCACUGCACCAGGUGACAAUACGUAAGGGUGGCCAUCAAAAGUGGCUUAGAGAGGAUUUUACCGCUAAAUUAAAUUUGACCUCUCACUUAGGUAUUUGAACGUAUUAUAUCAAAAGAAAAUAGUUCUAACGUUCAGAUAUUUAAGUGUUACUAUAGAAUAUUAAUAUUUUGCAAUGUGUAUAUCUAUUCGAGUCUGUUACUAUGAGUUCGGUCGCUUCUUGUGUAUGCAACGAAAUAUAUAUAUAGGCAUGUUUCUGUGAAACAGUGAUUUCAGUUAUAUAAAACAAGUUUAUCUAGAAAGUAAUUGUGUUCGAAUGAUGUAUGGAAUGGAAUUGAUGUUGAAUUCAAACUAAUCAUAAACAUUCCAUUAUAUUAUCAAAGAGUAUUAUAACGACCUAAAUAUGAUAUUUAUUUAAUAUAUUUUUCGCUAAACCAGAUUUUAAAUAAGUUUUAAUCAUAAAUUGUAUUCUGCCUCUUGCUUCGAUGCAUCGUUUUUAUUACAAUAACUUUUUAGAUAAAUUGAAAGUCUCAUGUAAAAAGCUGCCGUACGUAACCGGGUUUAUCGUAAAUAGCAUUAUCGUCAUGUUCUUAUGAAUUAGAAUUGAGUAGUGGAUUGUAUAGAGGACGGUAGGGGGUGAUAAUGUAGAGCAAGAAGACGAUUGAUUGAUGAAGAUCCCAACAAGAUUAGAAGAGGUUCAGGAAAUCGUGCCCAUUUUAUUUUAAUAUACAUUUCAAGUGCAAUCUAAAUUAUAUUUUCAAGUUUUAUCGAAGGUUUUAAGUACAAUUUAACAAAAAGUGAAAUAUUUUUCUUUAAUUGACAAUACCACAACAGAUUGCCAGAUGUAAAAAUUAUAGUUCCUAUCUUGACCAUUUUAUACUAGUUUUUGAAAAGUUGAACUCGAUUUCCCGACUUUUCUAUUAAAAGAUCCAGUACCCAUACAAGUGCUUUUAUAAAUGUUAUAAAUGCGUUUGUAUUAAGUAUUGCAUAAACAACAUAAAUUAAUUCAAAUGCCAUCUAGGAAUGCAAGUUUGGGACGCAGCUUGGGACUAAAAAAGUAAAAAAAAUAUAGUACAAUAUAUCUCAUAUCAUAAACGUUUGGUUUGCGUCGAGGGGACUUGAAGUGGAUUGUUCUAAUGAUACAAUAACUAUCGUGUAAUCAAAUUCUUGUGAUUUAGCUUUGUACGUAGAUAUUUCUAUCUAUUUAUAGCUACGAUUAGAGCCGGCCUGCGGUCCGCUGCCGAGACGACGGCGGUCGAGGGUUGUUUUGCCUUUCUAUUUAUUUAUAAAUUAUCUAUAACUCGAUUGCUAUCGACACUUGGCAGUACGGACAUACUUCCCCUAAGGCCCAAAUGCUACGAAGUUUAUAUUAUAGUUAGCUGAAACGUUAUAUUACUGGUUACACAUAUCGCCUGUAAGUCUAGUGUUUCGCCGUGUCUUCGCUUGUUUCCGUUACCUACUUCUUUAAGCCUAACGGACUGCAUUUUUACUAAAAAGUUGUUUUCUACUCAAAAUACCGUUUAAAUACUGUUUUAAGAUAAUUUAUGCUUAUUUAAAAAAACGAUUAAAAAAUGUUUAUGCACUAAGUCGUUCUAGUUAAAUGCAAGGUUAGAGAAAUUCUACUAGGUACUUAUAUUGAUUAUGAUAAUAUAAAUGUUUAUAUAUAAAUGAAGUUGUGUACGUUUGUAAUAAUAUAGCGUGUACGACCAAAUAAAUUAUUAUUGAAUGUCGGUACUCGGGCAGCCGCUGGGGCGUAGUGGGUAGUUGCACCAAUGACGACCUAAUGCAGUGUUACGUCAUGUUUUGUUUGAAGGCUGUGUAUUUUUGUUGCGACAUUUCUGUUUAAUAUUGUUGCGCGGUUAAUUUUUGUAUUCGCGCCGCUUUUCAACCGGCUGGCUGAAUAGUCAUUUAUCCAAACCUUGAAAAAUAAAAAUGUUGAAUUGUCUAUGGUUCUUUCGAUACGGCGGUUACGGUUGAAUGGUGCGCGCGAGAGUAUUUAUGUAAUACAAUUGUUUUAAAUGAUAUUUAAGGUGAAAAUGUUGGUGGACCGGUCGGGUACUAGCGUUCGUGCAUUCGUCAUUACCUGCUGACUUGUAAUCACUGUAAUGAAACUAUGAUAUUAUAUUAAUAUGAAAACAAACAAUUCCUGAGAUAAUAAAAGGGAAAUAUUAUAAAA